Messenger RNA from Bicyclus anynana (squinting bush brown), 9890 nucleotides. RefSeq names its product S phase cyclin A-associated protein in the endoplasmic reticulum (gene ssp3). The transcript is spliced from 21 exons. The record is from RefSeq and is a predicted model, not a curated record. NCBI's taxonomy places the organism in Eukaryota, Metazoa, Arthropoda, Insecta, Lepidoptera, Nymphalidae. Bases 241 to 6468 code for a protein of 2075 amino acids.
UUCUGUCAAAACUAUGUCAAAUGGCGAAUUGUUAUGAAAAUAAUUCAACAAAAAAUAUUCUAAAAUUUUGCUCAGAUUGUUCAUUUUAAAUAUUGUAUUCUUUUAUUUUUUUCAUGAAUUGGUUCUUUUUAUUUUAAUUUUAUAAAUACAAAGUGUUUAGUCCGACCGUUUGUGCUAGAGCAAUGUGUUCAGUAAAACCAUUUGUUUUUCGUUAGCGAAUUAUAUUUUGGUUGAUUUACUAUGGAAGAAGUGAGGCAGCUAGUGCAGGAAGAAGGCAGAGAGGCGAGGAAUCUUGUAGCUUUCCACGUUGCCGUAGAUACUCCAGCCCGAGUAUCUCGCAAACCGCCUCGUGCCUUGCCCCCCGCACGCCGCGCGCCUCCGCGGGCGACGCGGCUCCGGUCUGCCUCCGCCGGCCGCGACAAACGCUCCGAACUGCGAGCUCGUUAUUGGGCUUUGUUGUUUGGAGAUUUGCAACGAGCGGUUGGUGAAAUUUACAACACAGUGGAGACUCAUGAAAAUCUUAAUGAAUGCCAAGAAGUUAUUCUAGUGCUUGAGAACUAUACUCGUGAUUUCAAGGCUUUGGGAGAAUGGUUUAGAUUAAAAUGGGAAUAUGACAAUACACCUCCGCCGCACAGACCUCAGAGCUUAGCGUGGGAGAUAAGAAAGACUGAUUUUGUAAGACCAGAAUCGAGACGUACUUUUUCUGUAAAAACUUCACCAUCUGUAUCGGGAAAGAAUAGUCCAAGUUUGUCUGGGUAUAACACUCCGAGUGGCAAAAAUAGCCCUAAUUUAACCGGAAAGGCUAGUCCAGGUAGCGGUAAAAUUAGUCCGAGGAUAUCAUCUAACUCAAGUCCAAAGGCAGCUGUUGAGUUUUUCAGUAAUAAGAUUGUAACUUCUAAAAUAACAGCUAAACCUGAGCCAAUAAUUGCUAAAGAAACUUCUCGGCUAUCUGAUAUUAAAGAAAAAGAGUUCAAGGAACCUCUCGAUGAAACUGAAAUUGAAAAAAAAGUUCUGAAUAACAAAGAGAUUCAUCAUAACAAGCAGGAACUAAAAACUGUAACUAUUGAAGUAGGAACAGCAAAAGAACAUAAAAAUGUUUGCCCAAAGAAAGUAGUUAUGAAAUCUUCUAAACAUGCUAAAUCAAAUAAAACUUGUAGUGGAAAACCUGCCAACGAUAUCUCUAGUCAAGCAAAAUCAACUACUGCUCAGUUAAAUGCAAUGGAGAAUGAAUAUUUGAAUAAACAGAUUAAUGAAAACGAAUCAAAGAAUAACAAUACCAUUAAUAAAGACAUCGAGAAAGAAAAUUCUAUAUUUAACAAAAAUUCUGAUACUGUUAAUAUAAAUGAAAAAAUCGAGACAACAAAUGGGGAAAAAUAUAAAAUUUUGACUGAAUCACCCACAAAAUCCGAAGAAAAUUUUGCAGACAUAUCAAAUGAAAGCUCACCUAAAUUUGAUACUGAAAAAGUACAAGUAGACGUUAAUAAAGUUAAAUCUGAAGUUAUUGAAAUCUCUGCGCAGGAUUAUAGCACAUCGAAUGGUGCAGUAGAUACGGUGAUUGUUUGUAACACCACUAGAAAAGAAAUAAAAAAUAUUGAAGUUAAACAAGCAUCUGACACAAACGAAGCUGUAUUAAAUGAAAAAUUACAACCUGAUAAUAUUGUAACCGUUAAUAUUCAGCCGAAUCAAGUAGAUGAAAAACCAAAUAUUUGUUGUAAUAAUGAAACUGAAACAAAGAAAACCGUAGCUGAAGAGAAAUUAAAUUUCAAAAAUGAUGACGAGAAAGUUGUGUACGACGAUCUUAACAUUAUAAAUGAUAUACUCAAAGAAACACUACUAAAUAAUAAAACAAAAUUUGAACAAAAUAAAAUGAAGGUUGAUGAUGACGUAAAAAUAGAUGACAUUCUAAAUAUAAUCUCCGAAAUACAGAGCUCAAUAAAAGACAUUGAUAUAAACAAUUGUGAAAUCAAUAACCAUGCAAUGAAUGAUCCCAUAGAGAUUCCAAAAGAUGCAGUUCUUGAGGCAGGGUAUCUAAUAACAAUUAGUACAGAUGGUUCGAAUGAAGUAUCUAUUGUAGAUACAAUGAAAAGAGAUCAUGAUUUGAAAAAAAAUGAUAUCAAAUCUUGUCCAGAAAUGAAAACAACUACUAAACCAGCUUAUUCGCAAGCAGCUGCUAAACCUAAAAUAUCUACACAACCAACAAAAGUCGAAAUGAAAACUCCAACAAGGUUAGCUCGAAGUUCUACAGUUGUAGAAAUCCGUCCUAAUAUUGUUCCUAAAACACAACGUUCAUUCCAAAAAAAGAAUCAAGCCAGUAAAUGCAGUUAUCCAUUUAAUUUAACAACUGGUCGAAGUAGUCUUUUUGAUGGCACACCUAACAUACCCAAUAAGGGAGCUAUUCCGAAACGACCACUCAGUAGAAGUAAUCAAAUAGCAUCGAGUGACAUAAAAAGUAAGGAUAUAACUAAGAAAUACCCCCCGAGACCAAAUUCAUUAAAAGUUACUGAAAAAAUAGAUAAAAAAGAAUCAUGUUCAACCCUACUGAAAAAUAAGGAUACUAAAGAUUAUAGCAGUUCUGAUACAGUUGUACCACGAGGUGACAUGUCUAGAAUUGAAUCGAGUGAGAGUAUAAAAACUCUUGUACCUGAAGAUCAUAAUACUUUGCAAGAUGUUGCAAAUUCCAUUGAAGUACUUAAUAUCGACAAUAGUAAGACUGAUAAUGAAGGUUGGCUUACAGUUAAAUCCCGGCGUCUGAGUCGAGAGUCAAAAAAGAAUUCUAAAUCACAUUGGACUAAUAGAUUUCAUCAACCAUCUGCAACAACAAGUUUACCUACUUUGAACAUGUUGGAAUCCCCUAAAGAAGAAACCAAAAGUAUCGUUGAUUCUAAAGACGUUAAAAUUGAUCGAGCGAAAUCCGAACAACCUCAACUCGUAGAAACACAGCCACAAAAGGUAGAUAAGCGUAAGUCAGAAAAACGCUUGCCAAAUGAAACGUUGAUUAGUAACGACACAGAGGUAAAAGAUAAAAACGAGAUCUCCAACUGUCAACUAGACACGAGAAAUAAAAAGCUGCCUUCAAGUACUAAUGUUGGAAAUUUACCAAAGACCGAGAAGGUCGCAAUAGUUUCUGGCAAGCCGAAAUCUGAGAACAAGAGAGACCCAUCAAUGAUUAGACAGAAAUCAGAUGUAACUGGUUUAAGAACUAAAUCAUCGAGAAAUAAAGUGCUAACUAAAAGAGCAGAAAAAGUAAAAGAUUGUCAGAAAUGUGAUGAUACUUCAGAGUUGACAAAAAACCGCUUGCAUUCAUCUUUGGAAAGUCUAACUACUGCAUUAGCCAGAUCGCAAGAGAGUACGGAAGAUGUUUUCGACUUCGACAAGUGGAAAGCAGAAUUUAAAACUACUUUUAAAUAUUUAGAAGAUGAUGACCAAAUGUCUGAUCAGAAUGAGAUAUUAAAAGCGGCAGAUCCUUCAGAAAUGUCUGAAAUAGCAGAGAUGACUUCACAAAUCGAGGAGAACGAAAGAAUAAUAAGUUGGGCCUUAGAUUUCCAAUCAGAAGUUGAUCAGAGGAAGUUAUGUGAGGAGGAAGAUUUGUUGAAUAGACAGAUUAUGGAACUGCAACAGGUUUCUGAUAUUGACAUAGAUACAGAAACCGAUGAAACAGAAACUGAUGCAGAAAUUCUUUGUGAAGAUCGUCCAGUGCAAGUGUGCCCAACAGAAAAUUUAGGAACACUGACAGCGAGCCUAGAAGACCAAUACGAAACUGCCCUCGCUGGUAUGUCUUGGGCAGAACGAGUUGAUACUUUGGUUGUAUUAGAAGCAUUGGUUGCUAGAGACCCUGGAAGAGCCCAACAACUUCAUGCCAAGCUGUCACAAGGUAUUAAACGCCGGGGUAGUUUACAAGAUGCAUUGAGAAGACUUCAAGCUAAACAAGCUAGAGCAGAACGCCAGAGGCUUGAGUAUCAAACAGAGAGAGCGAAAAGGAUACAUCAGCUUUUAGGACGUGUUGAAGAAGUCAAGGUGGCCAAAAAUCAAUUGAUAGAUGAAAAGAGAAUGAGAAUGGAGAGGCGUCUUCAAAAAGCUGCAGAAAAUAGAGAUCAACAUUUAAAGGACAUAGUCCGCAAGGCGCACGACGAAGAGGAGAAGCUGCGCGAGAUCGCGUUCAUCAAGCAGCUGGAGGCGGAGAACAAGCGGCACGAGUUCCUCGAGCAGUGCCGCACGCACAACACGCGGCUGCGCCAGAUGAGGAGAGAUAGACUACACAAACUGGAACAGAAGUCGGCCCGCGAGGCGGCGGUUGGCGCCAGGCGGCAAGCUCUCGAGGCGGCACGGAAACAGCACGUGGAGAGCUUGCUGGAAAAGCGCAAGGAACGGGACGCUAGAGUCGAGGAACUCAAGGAACUGAAGAAGCAGGAAAGAGAUGACGCUGCCAGGGAAAAAGCGGAAGGAGUAAAAUCCCGUCUGUCAGCGUUAGCAGCGGCCGCGGAGUUGGAAGCAGACGCGCUGCGAUCCCGUAUACGAGACAAACAGGACGCGAGUCAACAGCGGCUCGAGUCGCAUCUGCAGGCCAUUAGAGAAAAGGCUACCGGUCCGAGGCAGCCGACGACAUCCGAGAGUCACGACAAAGAAACAGAAGAGACUGAAGAGUCCGUCAAACUAGAGAUGGAGAAGAAAGAACGAGAGAAACAGAAGACGAUCAAAAAGAAGGCGAGAAAGAUGAAACAUAAACUGUUGAUUAGCGGAUGCACGAACCCAAUAUUCGACGACAACAUAGCACCACUAGAAACAUACUUAAACCAGGCAAGCAGCAAAGUGUACCGAGCUAUAAGUUCCAUACGACAAAUAGUCACUCCGUAUCUUCACGAAACCACAUUCACCAACGGUCUCGAAGACGAAGGCGAAUGUUCCACGAAUCCGAAUAAAAAGAAGAAAAAAACAAAAGGCGAAGUAAAAAAUGAACCGGACAAAGAAAACGAAGCCAAAAACAAAGACAUAAAUGCUAACACAGAUAGAAUAGAACCGGGUACGGCGCACGCGGAAGAAGUUAACAAGGAUGCGAAUGUAGCAGAAGUGGCGAAAGAGUCCAAAAAGAAGAAGAAGAAAAAGAAGAACGCGGAAGACAAACCGACGUCGUGUGUGGCGAGUUCUGUUUGUAGUUCUAUGAGUGAUAUGAGUAGAACCAGUGGCAGAAGUGAGAGGAACGCGAAAGUUGAUAUAGAUCUGCCGUUCUUAGAGAAGCAGGUUAAUGAAUUGUAUCGAUUGAUGGAGAGAUAUGAGAAGAAUAACAUGUUGGAUAAGGUCGCAGUCCAGAGGCUCCAAGUGUUGAAGGCGAUGGCGCAGAUGGUCGCUGUUGCCGCGGAGAAGGAAGAUCUCAACCCACCCAUGUCGGCCAAAUGUCUGACAACGGGCGUGAUGCUCGUGUCGCGAGUGAUAGUAUCCUGCACUGCGACGGCGGCGCAGAUUCUCUCGUCCAACGCGUGCGUGCAUUUGACCACUCUGCUGGCGAGGCAAAUGGAAAAGGACCUGCAAACCGACGUGAGGGAGAUGGAGCUGGCCAAACAGUUGUGCGACUGUAUAUCGGUGGCUCUGGACUCCGUGCUUUGCGCCACGCAACGACACGAGGACGGCAAGCUGCCCAGAGACGACGUGGAGCUCGUGGGCAUACUGAGGAAUAGAGCACACCAGCUCAUCAGCUACCUGUGUCUAAGUGGGGUCGUGACCAACUCAGCAUCUGCCGGAGAGGUGCGAGAGAAUAUCCAGACUCUUCUGACUCUGUGUGUAGACCUGUGCCAUCCAUUCGAAAGCGAUUUCGGUUCAGAUCGAGACAACGCAAAGCAAGCGCUCCGGCUGGCGUUCGGCAAAGGCAUAUGUGGAGCCCGAGCGGAAUUUUGCAUGUUGUUCGCCAAGGGAGCGUCUUUGGGCCAUUGCGGGGACUUCGUCAAAGCCGCCAGGACCUCGCAUUUGCUGAGAGCUAUAGCGGAAAUGGAUCAUCACAUUGUGCAGGAGGCGUUUGCCGAAGGUGGCUGGUCACUGGAAUUCAGGGCCGCAGUCGCUCGCCUUCUAUCACAACAUGCACCCAACGAGAAGGAGGCGCCAAGAACUUCUCUCUUACGAUUAAGCAGUCAAAGGCUGGAUCAAUCGCUGUCCGAGACGAUGGUGUUAGAUCUGAUAGUACUAGUCGGGUUCGUGAUUGUGAACAACGCACAGCUUCAGGAAACAAUAUGCGAGGGUUGGAGCGUAAUAAAGAUGCUCUGCACUCUGCCGGCGAACUGGCUCGUGUCGGCGUCCCGGAGUCACGCGCUGCUGCCGACGCUCAUCGCGCUCGCGGACCGGCCGCAGUCCGCCGCUGCGAUCGCUUCCGAGAUGAACAUGAGUAUACUAGAAGAAUUCUUGGAGAAUCCGGAGUACCAGAAAAUUAAACUAAUAAAAGUGAUCAAGCAGUCGAGAAUGAAGAAGAAUACCGGCAAAAAGUAAUGAGGAACUACGAUAUAUUGGAAACAUGAUACAUGAAACAUUAUCACUGUUUAUAUAGUGUUGAAAAUUUAAAAUCGAAUUUAAGACUAACAAUAAAUAACCCAGGCUUAAGUAUGAAUGAGACUCAAUUCUAUAACACAGCUGAGUUAAUAUUAGAAAAUUUCAAAAUAUUGCAAUACGCGAUUGAUCCACCCUACGUAAACUAUAACAAAAUUGAUAGGCAAUAGUUUAAUUCUUCAAAACAUCUGAAGUAUAAAACGACCAAUAUCAGUAUAUGUUUAUAUAUGCAGAUGUUUAAUCAAUGAAAAAUAUAUAUAUUAUUAAUUUUAAUUGAUACUGGUAUGACACUUUUAUUUGAAUUUGUAUUUUUUUAGAAAAUUUUGUUUUCAAUGAGAACACUACGUAAUUUAUUGUAAAAGCUUCGUGAAUCAACUGAAUGCCAAAUAUUUAUAUAGUAGGGGGGCCAAAGAGGAGAAAAUCUGACGAUUUGAGAUAACCUAAAGCUAUAAUAAAGUUCUUAUUUGCAAAAAAAACUUUGCCUGUCUCUAGCCACGAGCGUGUUUUUUUUUUUAUCGUGAAGAAAAUAAUCCCAUUAAUUAAAAUAAAAUAUAAUCUACCGAUUUCCGCAAACCAAAUCAAUUAAAAUUGUCUACAAAAAAUCUGUAGACUCUCGCCCCACCACUGAAACCGGAAUUUAUUAUUUCUUUAAUCUUAGGUAAUAUACCAAAUCUAAGUAACAUUUAACCAUUUAGCAUACUAGGCUCCCCUAUCUACCGGCUAAAGUUGAAUUUUCUGUUUGUUGUUCUCUAUAAAUUCACGUUUAUACUGAAGAUACGAGUACAAUACGGUACGGUAUAUGAAUUAAAAUAUUUUGCUAGUCCUGAUGUAUGUCGUUGUGACCCUAAAAUGCUUUCUUAUAAAUUGUAUGUAGUGUUUGGAAUAAUAUAAUAUAUUAGGGAUAUGCUUAUUUGUAUCCAAGUAUACAAUUUAUAUAUCCUGUGUACAUGUACUUACAGUUAGUUUUAUUGUUUAAAUAGGUGAUUGCUGUUAUUGAUGUGGUAAGUAGAUUCCAUAUUGAUAUGAAAGCUUAAUCUAUUUUCAAGUAGAUCCAAGGAUUUUUUUAAAUAUUACUCCAAACGAGUAUUUCGAUAGGAUCGGUGUCAUUCGUGAUUAAUAUUAUCUAAUGUUUAACACUUUGAAAAAAUGGGAAAAAUUGUAUUUAGUUUGAUUUAAUAAUCAUUUUAAAGUUAAAAAAGAAAACUAAAAUAACUAAAACUAAAACUAAAAUUUUAUUGAUGAGAAUUAUUUUCAUGAUAUUGAAUAAUAUUUAAAUGCAAAUUGAUUGUAUUUAUUUUGUUAUAACAACAGUCAACGUUGAGGAAAUUGUGCUUACGCAUACUUACUAGCCUUAGAACUCUGUUUAGAUCAUUAUGUUCUAGAUUGCUUUCAAUACAUAAAACCAUUAGCUAGAUAUAAUAGAUGUCGUGUUGCGAGUGUAUACCUAGCUACAAAUCGUCUUAUCAAUGUUACGUGUUGUAUCACUAAUCACUAAUGUGAAAUAUUUACGCAAAAAUGGUCAACAUACAUACAUGCUAGGGUUGUCAACCGUACUUAUUGUAUUACCGUAUUGCACUUUGAGUCUGUGUAGGUACUAUAUUAUGGUAAUGAAGAAAUAUAUAGUCAGCAAAAAUAUUAUAUGUUGAACACUGAAAUCUGAAAAACAAUUAUUUAAUUUAAAAAAUUUAUGGACGUGCCUUUUCGUAUCCGAAUUAAUCAUAUUGCUAUCCGAAUUUUAAACAGUUCGUAAAUAUAUAAGCUUUUGAUUUUUUACCCAUUAAUUACAAAAUUUAAAGUAAUUAUUUUAGACAAAAAAUAAAUAAAUGUUGCAAGAAGUGCAAAUAAAUAUAGUAUUUUUGUAAAAAAAAUGAGUAACAAAUAUAAUAUAUCCGUAUUAUUUGCAUUUUAAAUGAAAUAGUAAUAUUUUUUGUUGCUUAGUCUGAAAAAUACUAUAAUUUGAAGUAUAGUUGACAACCCUAAUACAUGCCUACAUCUCAUUCAAGUAUGUUAUAUAUCUCGGUGUAGUGUCUUAACUUUUUGAUGUCUCUAUACAUAUUUUUCUAUGGAUGUAACAAAAACUGUGUAUCUUUGAAACUUGUGCAAACAUCAUUGAAAUUUUGUAACGUAGGAUGUUGGUUAUUGUCAAUCACAACAUAAUUCAUUUCGAACUGUCCAGUUACUACAUUUUAUAAUCGCACAAAUGUAUUGACUAUCAGGAAAGUAUAUUAUUCUUCUAUAACAUUUUCAUGGAUUUUAGAAAAAUGCCGACUUAGUCUUUUGAAAGAAUGUUGUGAGCUUAAUUUAGUGAAAAUUAUUCUUUGAAAAUAUUAUCAGCAGUUUGCAAUAUUUUCUUUUUAUUUUCUGGAUGAAUAAUAUUGGUUAAGUAUUUAUUUGAGUAUUAAUUUAUAUUAAGCUGGUGUGUAAAAUGGAUGAAAUAUAUAGAAAAUACGUGCUCGGAGUGUGCCUUGCCAAUCAGCUGAUGUUUAUUCGAGGAAAUGGAAAACUAAAUUAGUUAUUAAAUUAUAGGACUGCUGUGAUAAAUGGAAAAUAGGCAAUUAAUUGUUGGAAAUCAAUUUGUAUUUGGUAAUGAUGAUGCACACUAAUGACAGUCAAGGGCGAGGUCAAGGGGGGGUGGGUAGAGAGGGGCAGCUGCCCUGGAAGAAUAGACUUGCAUUAAAAAUACAAAUGGUGAUUGUAAUUUCUAGACAUGAGAUACACUAAGGCUGCCAGUCCACCAAAGCUGAGCGAGGCAGCGUAGACGAGAAACGGAGAAAUAUUAACCAAUAGAAUUCCACAAAAUCUCCGCUCCUCUUAAGUGGACAGGGACUUGCGAGCUAGUUUCAAAAUUCAUAUAAAAUCGAUAAGCGGAGCGGAGUUAAUUUAAUUAAAUUUAACAUAUUUUAUUUAUUUAACAUAGUCUGCAACUCCGCUCGGCAUUACUCCGUUUCUCCGCUACGCUCCCUCGCUUUGGUGGACAAGCAGCCUAAAGCUUGAGUUUACCAACAAUUCAUAUUCUUUUUCAUACUUCAUAAUAUAUUCAACCUGUCUCCUCCCUUACCCCUGGGCUAUGCUGGCCACGCCCUUGUAGAAAGCUUUAGUCACGGACGGUGAAGUAUGUUUCUUUCCAAUUUCGUAUAAUUUUUGUGAUAAUUAUAUAUUUUUUUCUUUACAAACUGUGAUUUAAUUACGUUAUUUAAUUUUCGUUGCUUAUAAUGUUACACCUAGAUGUUUUAGGUUUAGCAACUUUGAGUCGAGUUAAAUGUAUUGGAUCUGUGAUUUCUUUCUUUUAGCGUUUAAUAACUUUCGCAUGUAACUUUCAUUGUCUAUUUUGUGUAAGCGAUAAAUAAACGUUUGUGUAACAAUUA